Messenger RNA from Pleurotus ostreatus (oyster mushroom), 1173 nucleotides. RefSeq lists its product as uncharacterized. Lineage: Eukaryota; Fungi; Basidiomycota; Agaricomycetes; Agaricales; Pleurotaceae. The transcript is spliced from 5 exons. The coding region runs from base 1 to 1173 and encodes 390 amino acids. The record is from RefSeq and is a predicted model, not a curated record. Gene Ontology annotation, cellular component: mitochondrion.
AUGCUACCUUCAUACCUCUCAGCGACAUGCCGCCGCUCCCCGUCGCUGUUCCGCACAUUCGCGACCGCCACUAAAGAGAAACAGCCUCACUCUCAGGCAAAAACGCAAGUCAAAGUACGGCCGACAGCUUCAGCAUCCCAAACCACCACAAAACCCAAGGUCCCUUCCGCUGUCAAGGGCAGGGUCUCGUCUGAGCAUGCUGCAAAGCACCCUUCACAGCCCGCAUCACAAGUGCACUCGCAUCCUGAGUCAACAAAACCCCAUGCGAAGGCAGCGCCGUCGGUAGUCACCUCGGGGAAGGAAGCGGAGAAAGAGAAGUCGGAGGAAGAGGUCCUGCGGGAACAGAUGGCCCAGAUUGACCAGAUGCUGGCGAUGGAAAAGCUGUUUCCGACGACAGACCCGUGGGCGCAGAGGGUAGACACGCUAGAUGUCGAGCUGCCUUACGUUGUCAACCCUUUUAAACCCUCAGAAUACCCUUCAUGGCGAAGUAUGUUUGAACAAUUCUCGCAAAACCGACAACAUUCAUUGAAGAACGCGACCAGUAUGUGGUCGCUGGCUGGCGCAAAUGCGUUUCCAGGAGUUGAUCUGUCUGGUGCAAAAUUCCGGCAUAAGCUCUUCAAAUGGCCGUGGCAUGUCUUCCAAUGUCGAUCCACUAAACCAAAUGCUUGGGUCGCACCUUUUCGCGCCGGCGCCCUCGAGUCUUACAUCGAACUAAAUAACGCUCUUGCCGCCAACGACGUCAAACGUAUCAAAACAUACGCCAUCGACUCGUAUCAAGAUACCCAGCUGAAGCUACUGAAGAAGCGAAGCCAAGAAUACCUUUAUAAAUGGCGCUUCCACGGUGAACUCUCCCCCACACGGAUCCUGUCGAUUCGCGCAAUGGAGGGGUACCUCUCGCCCGAGGAGCCGCGCUUUGGCAACCGUUUCAUGGCUCACAUACUUGUUAAGUUUGACACCGAGCAGAGUCUGGAAAUAUACGACCGCAAAGGCCACCCUCUGCAUGCCCACAAACCAGAAGAUGAUCACGGCAAGAAGACCUGGUUGAAUGUUCCUGCCGAAAAGCGACGAGUGAUAGAGUACCUUGUUUUGGAAAAGCGGAUGUGGUAUGACGGUCCGUGGACGUUUAGAGACCAGCUAUGGGAGAAGGCAGGAAAGGCUCGCGUCGCUGCGUAG